AUGUAUGCAUGUCCAGAGCUUGUGGUUUCGUUUCCAGCGGCUCCCAAGCUUACCCAAUUUAAUUUAAAUAACCGUUUUUAUACACAUGAAUUAUAUCCUUCCGGGAAGUGGCGUCUUGUGGUUCUAGAAGGUUACCUGCUGAAGGGCAUUAAGCGAGCUAGUGGUGUUUUCUCUUCUAUCACUGAGGUUGAAUUCCGUGGAUGUAGUUCGCUCAAGAGCUGUCAGCUAGACUUUUUGCCCCACUUUUCUAAAUUUACAAUCCGACGCUGUCUAGAUCUUGAAUCCAUUUGCAUACGAGGCACUGCUGCUGCCCUCUACUCUUACAUACCUCGAAUUCAACUAUCUGAUAAAUCUGAAAUCUCUGGACUACAAGGAGCUUCAGGCCUUCAGCAACUCACUUCUCUUGGCAAUCUAAUGAUACGUCAUUGUCCUAAGCUUGAGUUCAUCCCAGAAAAGUCGCUGCCAUCCUCCAUUGAACACCUUGAAAUCGUGAAGUUGAAAGAUCUGGACUACAAGGGGCUACAACACCUAACCUCUCUUCGUCAAUUGCAGAUCUGUUGUACUAAGCUUCAGAACAUCCCCGAAGAGUCGCUACCCUCCUCCCUCGAAGACCUUGAAAUCUGGAGUCUGAAAGAUCUGGACUGCAAGGGGCUUCAACAUCUCACCUCUCUUCGCCAAUUGAAGAUUUCGGGAUGUCCGAAUCUUGAGUCACUGCCAGAAGAGGGGCUGCCUUCCUCCCUCCAAUACCUUGAAAUCUGGGGUCUGGAAAAUCUGAAAUCUCUGAAUUACAAGGGGCUUCAGCACCUCAAAUCUAUUCGCUCUUUGCUGAUCAUUGGAUGUCCUAAGCUAGAGUCCAUGCCAGAACAGGGGCUGCCCUCCUCCCUUGAACUUCUUCAAAUCAUCGAUUGUCCUUCGCUGGAAAAAAGGGUUUCAUCUCCUUCUGCUAGGCUGCCAAAGCUGUUCAAGCUCAACAAACCAUAA
Dovyalis caffra is the source of this 981-nucleotide messenger RNA. NCBI's taxonomy places the organism in Eukaryota, Viridiplantae, Streptophyta, Magnoliopsida, Malpighiales, Salicaceae. The record is from the annotation of a GenBank genome assembly.